Solanum lycopersicum (tomato) is the source of this 3208-nucleotide messenger RNA. Its product is annotated as histone-lysine N-methyltransferase, H3 lysine-9 specific SUVH6-like. Gene Ontology annotation, molecular function: zinc ion binding; protein binding; double-stranded DNA binding. The record is from RefSeq and is a predicted model, not a curated record. Gene Ontology annotation, cellular component: nucleus. Lineage: Eukaryota; Viridiplantae; Streptophyta; Magnoliopsida; Solanales; Solanaceae.
UAGUAUAUCUGGAUAAAUUACACCUUAAUUUGUAUAUGGAAAAAAAAAAGUGGUAUGGAAGUCAAUUUUCUAAAUUGGUGUGAACCACGUAAUUAGGACCUAAAAUAGUGAAUUUGUGUUGUUUGUCCAUAAACUUAUUAUUUAUCUUAUUAUGGCUAUACACAAUACAUCAAAUAAACAUAUAUAUUUAGAAAAUAUUUCUCAGGGAUCAAUUUAGGUCAUAUAUCAAGGGAAAUUUUGGGAUCAAAUGGAUUGGAUUAGGCUAAUAAAUGAGCGGGUCAUUAACUCGAGAAUCUCUGUUCUCCUUUAGCCCCAAUGUGAGUUUGGUUACUCUCCUUCAUUGCUUGUUAUGUGGUAUCUUUUCUUUUUUUUUUUGAUUCGUACAUUCAUAAUGCGUUGUUUUGUUAGAUGUUAAUAAUCAUGUAAAGUAGUAUUUAUAGUAUAAUUGUUUUUUUUUUCUAUUAAGGGUAUUAAGUUGUGCAUACUAUAUAAAUUGUAGAUGUCUGUGUUAGCGGAAACGAGUCCCUCAGAGAUGUUAGGCAAGAAGAAACUUCAUCAGAUGGUUGAUACUAAAUCUCCCUCCACAGUUAAGCGUCUAAAAGUUGAUGCUACCCGCAAUUUUCCUGAAAAUUGUGGUCCAUUUGUAGGUGAAAACGAUGGAACCGGAGAUAAAUACCCAGAGUUUCCAUCAGCUACCAAGCCUGUAAAAGUCGAGACCACAAGGAAUUAUCCCGAGAAUUGUGGCCCUUGUGUUCUUCAAAAGAAGAAUGGAUGCGACACUCAAAGCUCCGCUAAUGUUGACAUCGGAAGUUGUUCUGAAGUUGAAAUGGAUGUGGUUGAGUUAGGCGACCCUUUGAGUGUUUUUGUGCCAAAAGAUAUGCAAUUUGAUUUGGAUGCAACUGGUGUGUGUGAAGAAGAGGGCGGUGAUUCAAGUCAUUUGAAUACCUCAUGUCAACCUGUUACUAAUGGAAAUCAAGUUUUGACGACGAAAGAAGUAAAUCUUAUGUAUGAUGACUCAACUCAACUGAAUGAAGUCUUGGUUAAUCAGAUUCUCCAAAAGACGUCAACUGAUACAGGUAAUACAUGUGAUUGGUUUAUAAAUGGCGAUCCUAUUGAAAAUGGACCAGAAUUACCUAGUGAAGAAACAAACAAAGGAUUUCAGUACAAAGAAGUUGCUGAUGAUGAAUCCACGAGCCGGGUAGACAAUUCAUCCUGCUCCCAGUCGAACUCACAAAAUUCAGGUCUCAAGACUCCUAGUGCCAGUAAGAAAGGGGGAAAGGGUGAGAUCGUGCAGGAAGAAGCAGUGAAGUGUCCCGAACCCCUACACAAGUGCAAGGUUAUUUUUGAACAUGAAUCUGUGGUCAGGAAGAAGCAAAUAGAUAUCGGAGUUUCUCCAGAAGAUUUAAGGAAUUCUGAUGUAUUCUGUGGUGCUUCGGGUAAUGGAUUGUUGAUGGAACAUGAAAAUAUUCAGAAAGUGAAAGAAGUCAAAGAGACUCUGAAACUUUUUGAUGACGAAUAUACUAAACUUUUGCAAGAAGAUAAAGCCAAGAAACAUGAAGGACGGUCCAAAAGAAGAAUCCAUAUAGAGGCAGCAAUGAAUUUGAAAAAACAGAAAAAGUGGGUAAAUUGUGAGUGGACUUUUGGACAUGUUCCGGGAGUUCAAAUUGGGGAUCAAUUCAGGUUCAGGGCAGAACUUGUUGCGAUCGGACUACAUCACCAAUUUAUUAAGGGUAUCAAUUAUGUGACUAUUGGCAGAAAAAAUGUUGCAUCUAGUGUUGUUGAUUCUAGUCGGUACGACAACGAGGCCAUAUCUUCUGAAACAUUCAUUUAUGUAGGUCAAGGCGGAAAUCCAAUGGUAUCUCUUAAUGGAAGAGUGGAAGAUCAAAAGCUUGAAGGGGGUAAUCUUGCCUUGAAGAACUCCAUGGACUUGGGAUAUCCGGUGAGGGUUAUUUGUGGUCGACAAAGACUGAAUGGUGAAAAGAGUGAUACAAGAUACAUUUACGACGGGCUCUACACCGUGACUAAGUGUUGGGAAGAAAGAGCUUCAACUGAAAAAUACAUUUUCAAGUUUGAACUGAAAAGAAAUCUUGGCCAACCAAAACUUAAUCGUGAACUAGUGUCACGGCCAGCAAAGUUAGUCAAGGUAACUCAUUCUUGUGUUAAUAAGUCAACAAAAUCAGUUAUGCAGUCGGAGUUUGUUGUGGACUAUGAUGUCUCGCAAGGAAAAGAGAAGAUACCGAUCCGUGUUGUCAAUGCAAUAGAUGAUGAGAGACUCCCACCAUUUACUUACAUUACCAAUAUGCAAUAUCCAGAUUGGUAUUAUAUCUCUAGGCCUCAAGGUUGCAAUUGCACAAGUGGAUGCUCCGAUUCGGAGCAAUGCUCUUGUGCUUCUAGGAACGGAGGUGAGAUUCCAUUCAACACAAGAGGCUCUAUAGUUAGAGCACAACCUCUUGUUUAUGAGUGUGGUCCAUCUUGCAAAUGUCCCCCUUCUUGCAAAAAUAGAGUUAGCCAACAUGGACCUCGAUACCAUUUGGAAGUUUUCAAGACUGAAUCGAGAGGAUGGGGUUUGAGGUCACGAGAUCAUGUCUCAUCCGGAAGUUUUAUAUGUGAAUAUGUCGGGGAGUUGCUUGAUGAAAAGGAAGCUGAAAAUAGAAUAGAUAAUGAUGAGUACUUGUUUGAUAUUGGCAACUAUGAUGAAGAAAUCCCCAAAAGGAAUGUUGCGCGUAAUAAUAACCUUAAAGUGGACUCAAAUUCUUCGAUGAGGAAGGAUGAAGAUGGCUUUACCCUUGAUGCCAUAAGAUAUGGGAAUGUUGGAAGAUUUAUCAACCAUAGUUGCUCACCAAACCUUUAUGCUCAAAAUGUCAUGUAUUACCAUGGUGAUAAGAAAGUACCGCACAUAAUGUUUUUCGCUUCUGAGAGUAUUGCUCCAUUAAAGGAGCUUACUUAUCACUACAACUACCAUAUUGACCAUGUUUAUGAUAAAAAUGGUGAUGUGAAGAGAAAGAAUUGUAGAUGUGGCUCCCGUAAGUGUGAAGGGAGAAUGUACUGAAGAACUACUCAUGUAAGACCAUUGUUCUUGACAUGAUAUUCGAAGCAUGAUUUUCGUUAUCCUUGUGCAAUAGUCAUUUCAACAUUUUAAUCCCUUGUUUUUCCAUUUAUGCUUAAUUGUGCAAACUUUGAUCUCUUAAAACAUUCAUUAUGCUUAAUU